UCGAAGGACGGCUAUUCAUGAGUCAAACCAUAAUCCCAAUUCUCAAGGUGUCUUUGAUGCGACCCCUUCGAAACUGGUCAAUUAGGUGCUGAAUUUAAGCACGAGGCAAUUGAUGGGACACUGCAGAACCCCCCUGCUUGCAUUGUUGCCUUCUGGAGUGUUCACAACGCAACAGGCUUCAUCCAGCUCGUACCUGGAGAGAAAAGGACUUUUCAACUCGUCUAAUCAGCGUUUACCUACGCCCCGUCCGAGGAACAUCUCGAACCAGGCAUUCUACUCAUCGAGGCUGGUGUACAAUCAUCGAGGCUGAAUGCCUCAAGCUGCUAUCUUACAAAGUUUUGAUUCGGAAUUGCAUCAACAAUGAGUUUUGGAUUCAGUGUUGGCGAUUUCCUCGCCGCUAUACACACUAUUAAGCGUCUUGCCGAGGAAGUACAGAGUUACAAAAAUGCACCCGAACAUUUUCAGCAGCUCAGUGCGCAACUCAGACUCUUCCAUAAUACGCUUCAAUGCGUGCUUGAUAUCCAAACGACAGACCCCAAAGAGCUUGCAAGCCUUGAUCAGAUUCGGAUGAUUGCCAUGCACUGUCGUCAGCCUUUACAAGCGUUUGUCGACAAGAUGAGGCCCAAAGAGACUAGUUUGGGCCAUUUUCGGAGUGCUGGGACUGCUAGUACCAUUGGAAGGAGACUUCAUUGGAGUAUGAUUGCGAAGAAAGACGUCGAGGAUUUGCGGAAGGUGAUUAUGUCGGAGAUGGUUGCCAUCAAUGUUCUGUUGGGCGUGCAACAGCUGGCUUACUUGAGAAUCCUGUGGAAAGAGAGCUCCACAUUCCAAGAUGAUGCCAGGGAGUAUUUCCUUAACUCUAAAGCUUUUCUCACGAAGUCGGUCGAAAUUCUCAAUAAUGUCAAGACACUACCACAAGAGAUACACACUCUACAAGGGCUCACAGUCGAUAAUGCCUCAAAACAAGAUGUAUUACAUGGAAAGAUUUUAGAUGGUGUCAGCGGAAUUCUGUCGCAGAAUGCGCAUAAUUUUGGAAAUCAGGCUGCAAAAACGAUGAUUGCGAUGGCAUCUCUGGCAGCAAACAUAAAAAAACUCUUCAGAUUACUUGCAACCUUCUCGAAAGAAAUCCUUCGUGAAAUUGCCGCAAACACAAAGAUGCUCUUGGACAUGCACGCGAAUAUAAAACGCAUACUUCGCGCCAUCGAGGCGAUCCCUCUCCAUCUCACUCUAGAUAUCGUAAGAUUUGAUGACGCGCUGGGUGAGAGCUGGGCAUUGCCGUAUCAAGCCUGUAAACAAUACCGUACAUUCGAAGAAAUGUUGCACACUGUGGUCUUCGGAAAUCACCGCCCAGGAUCCGCCCGGGUUGCAUCACAACAAUUCAUAAUUACAUCCGCGAAAGACAAUUCGGAGUUAUUUCCAGGUUCCUGGAAAGAUGCUAUCAAACCAGGGGCACAUAUAUUGCAGUCAAUGAUAGUCUCGUCAGAACAAUCAACGGGAGGGCUGUGUCAGUUCCCAUCGUGUAAUGAGCGUUUGACCGCUUUACCUGUUUCGGAGCGAGGGUACAAUUGUCCAAAAUGUGGCCGGUGGUCUAUCUUACGCAACCAGAGCAACCUUUUGCAGCUCGUAACAUCCGGGGAAGCAAAAUAUUCUCCUGCCGGGCCAAACCAGACCAGGGGCCCGCUCCAUGUCGAAGGCCCCUUACCAGCUGUACAAACUUUUGAUGACGAUAUCAAUUGUUUUCGAAGGAUCCAUACGAUCAAUAGCAUCAAUCCCGUCAAGAAUCUUGGAGAAGCCUAUGCGCUUCUCAAAGAAGAUCCAGAGAACGCAAUAGCCCUUCAAUUCAUUGCUUGGUUCGAUUACCCUCAUAGGAACAACAUCCAAGAGGAGCCGCGCAAGGUUCAGAUUUUAGAAUCUAUUAUUGACUUACUCAAAAGAUCCAUAAUUUCCGCUCCUCAUGACAGCCAGACUUGGUAUCUACUUGGGAGAGCCUACAUGGAUAUUCAACAAUAUCCAAAAGCCCAUGACAGCUAUCAGCAGGCUGUCUUUCUCGCGUACAAGUUCCCAGGCUAUUGGAAUUCGAUCGGAUUGCUAUAUUUCGCAGUCGACCAAUACCGUGAUAGUCUAGAUGUUUUAACACGAAGUAUAAGGCUAAAUCCUUACAUUUCGGAACCUUGGUACAAUCUCGGCGUUUUGUAUGAGACGGUCGCCCAAUACCUCGACGCUGCUGACGCCUAUCUACGUUAUCUCGAAAUUGAGCAGAACUCCGAUCCAGCUGUCAGCUCUCGCCUGAACUACCUACGACAGAUAGUCGCAGACAAGGCAGUUUCUCAGGAGGUACCAUUACCUAUGAAAGACAUUGACCUACGAGGAAAUCUAAACCAGCCACAGAAGGUGGAACAUGAAGAAGACAUUCAAAUUCCAGGGUUGAAUAUGAACGAUUCGCUCGAUAGUGAAGAAGACUGGGUUGACACGGAUUCCGAUGAAGACAGAGAAUAUUCUCACAGCGACGAAGAGGUCAGAAUUUGAAAUCACGUGUCAUAGCUGGCACUGGGAUGAAUCGGAGAUGGACUGUCAACAUUCAAUUUUGUACAAUUUCAAAGAAAACGGAAUGAAAUAAAUAUCUUUGGUCUCAACGAAAUACUCCUCUCGGGCCAUACUCAUCUUCUAUUAACAUUCAGCAGCCUCGAAAGGAGAUGUUCAAGCGAGCGUAAAUCAUACCCCCCACAACAGCAAUAUGAGACGCAUUGCCUUCCCGCUCGUCCUUCCCGGACACCGCAAAGCACAAUGAAUGAUUUCACACCCAGAGGUCACGCUUAAUUGUAACUCGUGCCGACCGGUACCCUUAGCUAGAAUGUGGACUCAUACCUACC
Messenger RNA from Hyaloscypha bicolor E, 2867 nucleotides. RefSeq lists its product as uncharacterized. The record is from RefSeq and is a predicted model, not a curated record. Gene Ontology annotation, biological process: regulation of gene expression. Bases 361 to 2523 code for a protein of 720 amino acids. The transcript is spliced from 10 exons. Lineage: Eukaryota; Fungi; Ascomycota; Leotiomycetes; Helotiales; Hyaloscyphaceae. Gene Ontology annotation, molecular function: protein binding; chromatin DNA binding; RNA polymerase II cis-regulatory region sequence-specific DNA binding.